Molecule: messenger RNA, 2052 nt
Organism: Protopterus annectens (West African lungfish)
Lineage: Eukaryota; Metazoa; Chordata; Ceratodontiformes; Protopteridae
Product: proline-rich extensin-like protein EPR1
Exons: 4
Coding region: 1-2052 (683 amino acids)
Source: RefSeq, a predicted model, not a curated record
AUGGGGCAAAAAUUUGAAAGAAAAUCAGAAUGUUCUACAAAAUCAGGGACAAUUGAGAGACCAUCUAGGUUAGAGGAGGUCAUUGUUCCUUCAUAUUUGGCUCUCAUCAGACCAUCUAGGUUAGAGGAGGUCAUUGUUCCUUCAUAUUUGGCUCUCAUCAGACCAUCUAGGUUAAAGGAGGUCAUUGUUCCUUCAUAUCUGGUUCUCAUCAGACCAUCUAGGUUAGAGGAGGUCAUUGUUCCUUCAUAUUUGGCUCUCAUCAGACCAUCUAGAUUAAAGGAGGUCACUGUUCCUUCAUAUAUGGCUCUCAUCAGACCAUCUAGGUUAGAGGAGGUCAUUGUUUCUUCAUAUUUGGCUCUCAUCAGACCAUCUAGGUUAAAUAAGGUCAUUGUUCCUUCAUAUUUGGCUCUCAUCAGACCAUCUAGGUUAGAGGAGGUCACUGUUCCUUCAUAUUUGGCUCUCAUCAGACCAUCUAGGUUAGAGGAGGUCACUGUUCCUUCAUAUUUGGCUCUCAUCAGACCAUCUAGGUUAAAGGAGGUCACUGUUCCUUCAUAUUUGGCUCUCAUCAGACCAUCUAGGUUAGAGGAGGUCACUGUUCCUUCAUAUUUGGCUCCCAUCAGACCAUCUAGGUUAGAGGAGGUCACUGUUCCUUCAUAUUUGGCUCUCAUCAGACCAUCUAGGUUAGAGGAGGUCAUUGUUCCUUCAUAUUUGGCUCUCAUCAGACCAUCUAGGUUAGAGGAGGUCAUUGUUCCUUCAUAUUUGGCUCUCAUCAGCCCAUCUAGGUUAGAGGAGGUCAUUGUUCCUUCAUAUUUGGCUCUCAUCAGACCAUCUAGGUUAGAGGAGGUCAUUGUUCCUUCAUAUUUGGCUCUCAUCAGACAAUCUAGGUUAAAGGAGAUCAUUGUUCCUUCAUAUUUGGCUCUCAUCAGACCAUCUAGGUUAGAGGAGGUCAUUGUUCCUUUAUAUUUGGCUCUCAUCAGACCAUCUAGGUUGAAGGAGGUCAUUGUUCCUUCAUAUUUGGCUCUCAUCAGACCAUGUAGGUUAGAGGAGGUCAUUGUUCCUUCAUAUUUGGCUCUCAUCAGACCAUCUAGGUUAAAGAAGGUCAUUGUUUCUUCAUAUUUGGCCCUCAUCAGACCAUCUAGACCAUCUAGGUUAGAGGAGGUCAUUGUUCCUUCAUAUUUGGCUCUCAUCAGACCAUCUAGGUUAGAGGAGGUCAUUGUUCCUUCAUAUUUGGCUCUCAUCAGACCAUCUAGGUUAGAGGAGGUCAUUGUUCCUUCAUAUUUGGCUCUCAUCAGACCAUCUAGGUUAGAGGAGGUCAUUGUUCCUUCAUGUUUGGCUCUCAUCAGACCACCUAGGUUAGAGGAGGUCAUUGUUCCUUCAUAUUUGGCUCUCAUCAGACCACCUAGGUUAGAGGAGGUCAUUGUUCCUUCAUAUUUGGCUCUCAUCAGACCAUCUAGGUUAAAGGAGGUCAUUGUUCCUUCAUAUUUGGCUCGCAUCAGACAAUGUAGGUUAGAGGAGGUCAUUGUUCCUUCAUAUUUGGCUCUCAUCAGACCAUCUAGGUUAAAGAAGGUCAUUGUUCCUUCAUAUUUGGCUCUCAUCAGACCAUCUAGGUUAGAGGAGGUCAUUGUUCCUUCAUAUUUGGCUCUCAUCAGACCAUCUAGGUUAGAGGAGGUCAUUGUUCCUUCAUAUUUGGCUCUCAUCAGACCAUCAAGGUUAGAGGAGGUCAUUGUUCCUUCAUAUUUGGCUCUCAUCAGACCAUCUAGGUUAGAGGAGGUCAUUGUUCCUUCAUAUUUGGCUCUCAUCAGACCAUCUAGGUUAGAGGAGGUCAUUGUUCCUUCAUAUUUGGCUCUCAUCAGACCAUCUAGGUUAAAGAACGUCAUUGUUCCUUCAUAUUUGGCUCUCGUCAGACCACCUAGGUUAGAGGAGGUCAUUGUUCCUUCAUAUUUGGCUCUCAUCAGGCCCAUCAUUGAGUACAAUGCACCUUUCAAAAUUGUGACAACCCUGGCGUACAGCAAUAUAGACUACACCGUUGUCAUCGGUGUCAUCACUUGUUAA